AUGGUUUUUUUGGUUCUGCCAUUUGUAAGGCCGCUGUCUCCAAGGGCAUUGAAGUUACAAGCGUCAGGGCGUCCUGGUUAUGAGGGUUCAUGGGUUGAUCAAGUUAAUUGGAUAUCAGGAGAUGUUUUCUAUGCUAAUUGGGAUGAAGUGCUUGUUGGGGCUACUGCAGUUGUUUCAACCCUUGGAGGUUUUGGGAGUGAGGAACAGAUGCUAAGGAUUAAAGGGAAGGCUAAUGCUGUAGCUGUUGGUGCUGCACAGGAGUAUGGAAUUCCCAAGUUUAUCUUGAUCUCUGUGCAUGAUUACCAUUUGCCACCUUUUUUACUUUCAUCAGGAUAUUUCACAGGAAAGAGGAAAGCAGACUCAGAGGCCCUUUCCAAAUAUCCACACACUGGUGACUUGGAAUAUCCCUUUUCUCAGUUUCUGGUUUUUUUCAGAAGCUUUAAGGUUCAAUUCAUGCAUAUAUGGGCAAUAGGCCUUUUAUUUGUCAAAUUUAAUUUCUGGUCUCUAUCUAAAAGCAAGACUAAGUAAAAUUAUUGUGGCA
This is a messenger RNA of Mangifera indica (mango), 541 nucleotides long. RefSeq lists its product as uncharacterized. Bases 1 to 528 code for a protein of 175 amino acids. NCBI's taxonomy places the organism in Eukaryota, Viridiplantae, Streptophyta, Magnoliopsida, Sapindales, Anacardiaceae. Gene Ontology annotation, cellular component: mitochondrion. Gene Ontology annotation, molecular function: protein-containing complex binding. The transcript is spliced from 4 exons. The record is from RefSeq and is a predicted model, not a curated record.